AUGGGUGAAGCGCAUAAAGAACGCGAUGCGCUCUUAGCGAGUGAUCCACACGUAGCAGUUGUCGCCGUGGAAUAUGGCACACGUCCGCUGGACGCUGUGCCAUCCGUUGUGCAGUCGAUUGGUGACGAUGACAAGAACGUCCAAGCUGACUCGCUGAGAGAAGGGCCACCACCGAAACUGCUAUCUCCUGAGGUCCUGGCAUUGCUGAUGCAAUACGCAGGUAUCGGUUUUGUCAAUGGUGCGUUGCCAGCCGUCAUCUAUCCCGUGCUACAAGGGUACCUCAAUGCCGAAGGCACCAUCAUUGUGUCUGCAACGCUACUGGUGCAGCUACCGUGGUCCUACAAAGUGUUUCUAGGGGUCCUCAGCGAUUGUUUCCCGAUUCAAGGCUUUCGACGUCGACCGUACAUGCUCAUAGGCUGGUCACUCUGCUGCUGCAUGCUGUUCAUGAUGGCGAGUUUCCCCGACACAGCUCCGUUCUACGGCGACCCGAGCAUGCAUUUCACGAAUCCGGACGAGUGGACAGAUACUCAGCAAAAGAGCAUCAAUCCGAACGCACCUGAUGCUGCGGGGAAGUACGUGCUGCCCAUGACGAUGGCUGCGUUCGGGUAUCUGCUGGUCGAGGUCCCUGCAGACGCGGUCACGAUUGAGUACGCCCAGCGCGAACCCAUUGGUUCACGUGGUCGUUUGCAAUCGUGGAUCCACAGUCUUCGCAUGGGCUUCAGCGCUAUCGGAGCCCUUGCCAUUGCCCUCGCGCUCAACGGUGCCGAGUACGGUGGCUCGUUCGACUUUUCGCUCACUUUCGCGCAGGUCAUGUUCGUCAUGGGCUGUGUGUGUCUUCCGCUUGGACCUGCUGCGUGGUUCCUCGUUCAUGAAAACCGGGUCGAGCCGCCCAAGUUUGGCGUGUACAUGGCUCAGUUUUGGCAAGUCCUGCACAAGCGAGCAGUGUACCAAGUCACGGCGUACAAGUUCUUCUCGGGCAUCUUCAACAACUUCAACAUCGUGUCUUCCAGCAACAUCAAGCUCUACUGGGUCCACGCCACGCCUUUCAACGCGAGCGUCAUGGCGAUCGUCGGCACCUUUACGUACGCUGGGACCCUGGCGGUCAUGGCCCAGCGUGGACUGCGGUGGAACUGGCGCAUUGUCAUUGCUGCAAGUGUCCUCUUUGGCGUUGUCACGGACUGCGCAAUGACGAUGCUCGUGACGUGGAACAUCAUCCGCAGCCAAUGGUUUUGGCUCGGGGUGCCCGUCAUUGGCGAAGUGCCACAUGCAGUGCGCUUCAUCGUGAGCAACUACAUUGUUGUCGAGCUCAUUGAAGAAGGCACCGAAGGAGCGUUGUACGGUUUACUGACGACCACGAACCACGUGGCCGCGCCGUUUGGCCGCACGAUCGCCAAGAUCAUUAACGCUCGGUUCCGAGUGUGGAAGGACGACAUUCUGGCCGACACGUACGAAACGCGUCGCAACGUGACGUUGAUGAUUUGGCUGUGCUACGGCAUGAAGGUGGUCUCGCUGCUCUUUCUGCCGCUGCUUCCGAGUCAGCGAGCGUCGACGCAACGCCUGCGUAGCCACGAGCAAGUGAGCAACCGCAAGGGCAUGUACAUGGUGUUGCUGCUGGCAGUGGCGUUGACGUGGUACACAGUGGUCAACGGCCUGAGCAUGAACCCAUCUACUAGAUGCUGGACGGUCACAGGAGGCUGUGCGCCCCGUUUCUGA
Messenger RNA from Hyaloperonospora brassicae, 1713 nucleotides. The record is from the annotation of a GenBank genome assembly. Lineage: Eukaryota; Oomycota; Peronosporomycetes; Peronosporales; Peronosporaceae.